Molecule: messenger RNA, 2457 nt
Organism: Macrosiphum euphorbiae (potato aphid)
Lineage: Eukaryota; Metazoa; Arthropoda; Insecta; Hemiptera; Aphididae
Source: the annotation of a GenBank genome assembly
AUGCGGCGAUCAUCUCUUCUCGUCGUCUUGACAAUUACAGGAUUGGUAGGAUGUUGGGCAACUUCAACUGAAACCCUAUGCAAAUUUCCUGGUGCACCAGCACACUCAACUGUAUCGUUUUCCAAUGAUACGUUAACCACUGGUGCAAUAGCUACGUAUACUUGCGAAAGAGGAUUUGAACUUCUAGGACCAGCAAGAAGAGUAUGCGAAUCUACUGGCGAAUGGCUACCAGAAGGAAUACCGUUUUGCGUGUUAAAUGUUGCUGCGGGCAAAGCGCCUAUGCAAAUCAGCUCAGAACCCGGCGGCCUACCUCAAAAAGCCAUCGAUGGUAGCACCAGUUCAUUUUUCAGCCCCGAAACAUGCACACUCACUAAACCGGAACGUACCCCAUGGUGGUAUGUUAAUUUGUUGGAACCAUACAUGGUACAGUUGGUGAGACUGGAUUUCGGUAAAGCCUGUUGUGGCAAAAACAAACCUGCUACGAUAGUCGUGCGAGUGGGAAACAACAGGCCCGACCUGGGCACGAAUCCUAUAUGCAACCGAUUCACUGGGUUUAUUGACGAAGGAAAACCGUUGUUCCUUCCGUGCAAUCCACCUAUGCCAGGAGCGUUCGUUAGUGUCCACAUGGAAACCGCUAGUGGAUCCACUCAGUUAUCAAUAUGUGAAGCUUUUGUCUAUACAGAUCAAGCGUUGCCAAUUGAAAGAUGUCCACAAUUUAGAGAUCAACCACCAGGAAGUACUGCUACAUAUAACGGAAAGUGUUAUAUAUUUUAUAACCGUCAGCCAAUGAAUUUAAGAGACUCGUUAGGGUUUUGCAGAUCAAGAGGUGGAACAUUGGUAGAUGAAAGUAACCCUGCGUUACAGGGAUUCGUCAGCUGGGAACUGUGGAGGAGACACAGGAGUGAUUCACAAAGUCAAUAUUGGAUGGGUGCUGUAAGAGACGCUCACAACAAAAAUAAUUGGAAAUGGUUGAAUGGUGAUGAUCAAACAGUAUCUUUCUGGAGUUUACCGUCAAGUGGUUCUGAAACGACAUCUAUAAAUGGAGGCGAUUGCGCACGAUUUGAUGGUUCCAAAGGCUGGUUAUGGUCGGAUACUAAUUGCAAUGCUCCGCUAAAUUUCAUUUGUCAACACCAACCAACUGCUUGUGGCAGGCCAGAACAGCCUCCAAAUUCAACAAUGACAGCUGAAAACUUCAAUGUGGGCACUGCGGUCGAGUAUUCUUGCGAUGAGGGCCACCUGUUGAUCGGGCCGUCUACUCGCACGUGUCUCGGAACAGGGUUUUAUAAUGAAUUUCCACCAGUGUGUAAACGAAUUCAGUGUGGUUUUCCUGCUGACAUUUCAAACGGUAGCUAUAAGCUAAUAAAUGGUACCGUCAACUACUUAAGCCAAGUACAAUAUAGUUGCAAUGAGGGACAUAAAAUUAUCGGCAGGGAUAGAUUAAUUUGUGAUUUAGACGAAAGAUGGGAUGGGCCACCUCCAAAGUGUACAGUCCAAAAAUGUGAUGAUCCUCCGGUAAUUCCUAAUGGUGAAUACCAGAUGUCAAACAAUGAAAGCAUUGUUGGUACAUUAGUGGAGUACACGUGUGUGUCUAGACGAUUCCGUUUGGUCGGACCUAAACAAUUAGUAUGCUUACCAAGUGGUCAGUACGAUAAUAAGCCACCUUAUUGUAAAGAAGAAAUCAAAACACCGAUCGUACCGGCAGUGUUAGUGACCAAGACUGUAUCGACUAGUACUGUUCCUAGCAGCCGUGCGCCACCGACUCCUAAUCGUGAAAAACCACGGCCGUUCACAACCAAGCCAACUAUAUUAACGAAACCAGCUACUGAUCAGGACGAUAGCGGCCAAACGUCAUCCAAUGUGGUAAUCGCCUCGGCGCAUCCGCAUGACAACGAGAUUCCGGAUAGCGUUCACGUCCGAACAAACCCGAAUGCGGCCAACAUACCGUCUCAGGUGGAAAGCGAACACCGGCUCGGUCCCAAAUUGAAUUUGGGAGCAAUAAUCGCGUUGGGUGUGUUCGGAGCAUUUGUAUUCUUGGCAGCAGUUGUGACCACAAUCGUCAUACUUGUGAAAAGGAAUCGCAGUGCCAAACAUUUCCGGCACCGGGCGUCGCCAGACACCAACACCGUCGCCUCGCUGGACUCGUCAGGUUCCGAGAGCCGGGGAGGCCUGAACCGGUACUACAGGCAGGCGUGGGAGAACCUGCACCAGUCAGCCGCGUCUCCUAAACACUCGCGGCCGCACCAUCACCACCAUCACCACCACGCGGGCGGGAGGCGUAAGGAUACCGUGGCCGACGGGUCACCGCGCGUCGAGAGCAUGCGUGACGGGUCCGAGCUGGUCGUCAACGACGUGUACCACCCGCGGUCGACGGCGGCGCCGAUGGACCACAACAAGAAAUCGUCCAGGCAUCACCACCACCAUCACCAUCACCAGAGCAGGGCGGCCAACCGAUAUUGA